GUCGUCACUGGCGGACGGGGAUGUGUGUCUGCGGACUCCAGCGACUCCAACUGGAACAGCGGCAACGUUUUGUACCUGAGGAACUGCAGUCUGAGCUAUGCCUAUGUGUGCGAGGUGAACUCAACUGCUGCAGUCUGGAGUCCCUGGGGCUCGUGGAGCAAGUGCAGCGCCACCUGUGGUUUCGGCAUCAGAACGAGGUCUCGCAAUUGCACCGCAGGGUCGCGGUGGUCUACAGCCAAGUGUUCUGGGACAUCGAGCGAACAGGAGCAAUGCCAAGCGCCAGACUGCCCAGCGUCCGAUUCAACAUGGAGCACAUGGACGGCAUGGAGCGCGUGCUCCGUUACGUGUGGGCAAGGUCAAAAGUCGAGAUCUCGCUCCUGCGGAAAUUCUACCCUGGAAAACCAAUCAUGCCCCGGAAAUAAUAAUGAGACAACAAACUGUCAGAUUCAGAGCUGUCCAGAGUGGUCGGACUGGGGCUCGUGGGGAAGCUGCAGCGAAACCUGCGGGGAAGGGGAGAGAACCCGGCCUCGAUCGUGUACCACGGGCGAUAACAAAGACUGCAGCGGCACCCAAGAAGACAAGGAAGCCUGUAAUUUAGGCCAGUGUUCCGGUCACGUGACAGCGGGGAGGUGGGCAGAGUGGAGUCCAUGGACAUCGUGUAGCAGCACGUGCGGCAAGGGUAACCGCACGCGAACGAGGUCUUGUGUCCAGGAAGACGGCACGCCAUCUAGCGGCUGCAAUGGUCCGCAGUCCUCGGUGGUAACCUGUGUCCCACAAUGCCCAGGUCUCAGUAAAGCUGAGUUUGUGCAAGCCAUACAGUCUGAUCUAGACGAUGAGACGACCCGCAAAGCCAUGGCCUGGGCCAAAGAGACUUCCAAGAGGAGAGAAAACGUCUUCAACACCAAGGGCGUCAGGGAUUACAGAAUUACUGGUCACGUGAUUCAGACCUUCUCGGUGUCGUCGAAGGUUCGCUGUGCUAUGAAAUGCCUGAGCUUCGACUCUUGCGGCUCGUUCAACUACGAAUACAACUCCGAUGGGAAUGGACUGCACACAUGUCAGAUAAACUCAGCGUCGAGUGAAGUGGCCAAAGCCAACUUGCAAAAGCAACCAGGAUACAUCUUCUACGACUACUCCAUGUUCACUCCAUUUCAAGUGAACGGCAACUGAAUGUGUGAUACCCGGGUACAGCAGGUUUCGUUUGUGUGUGUGCAUCAAGUGAACUUACUCUCUACAGUUGGCUCGAACACAUAUCCCACGUAUUCUGUUGGAUCAUCUAGAAACUCUCAUCUGUAUAUCCAUUGCGAGAUCGAGUUGCCCUUAAACUAUCGGCCUCCCUAAGUUUGCUAGAAGUUUCUCGAUGUCAAGAAUAAGGUACCGGAGACAAGACAUGUUAAAGUCUUGCCAGUUGCAAGGAGAAGCGUGGAUAUCGAUUGAUUGAUUAAUUAAUGGAUGGAUGGAAGAUAGGCCAAGAACGUGCGGCUGAAAGUUUCCUUUUUCAAGGACGUUGUGAAAAGAAAGGCGGGAUAGGGGUGAUGUACCCCUUUUCCCGCCUUCUUUACUUUGCUCCAACGUCCAACCCAGGAGGAGGACUGUCCACAUCCGGACAAGUAAUUCCGGAGCGGUGUAACAGGAAGUCAGAGACUGUGGUUAAGAGCCGGAUGUUGAGGGAGUGGCGGCGCUUAAAGGCGCUAAUCGAACGUCGCUCGAUCUCACGUCAGUGUGAAUAACGGCCCCUGAAAGACGCAGACUCUCGUGAAACAACAGACACCACGAGACUUUCCUCACGUGCCUCAUGCUCACCACUCCGCCUGUCCACCCGCAUUCUAGACGUCUACCUUUCUGUACAUAACAAGAAAGCUACCCAGUUUCCACAAACACUUAUGCAGCUAGCAUCAAAAGAAACAAUUUCCGUGCAAGCAACACACUUUCAACAUCCGCCAUUAUCUUCGGUGAAUUAACGAUAACAGUCUCCUGUCCUUGAAGCAGCAAAUCCCUCAGGCUGUGGUCUGUGCAGUUUCAUCUAAGCACGGGUGUGAAGCCUGUAACUAACGCUAGAUCGUCAGUCGUGUGUUUUACCAUAGAAGAACACGUGACUAGUGUGAUGACGUCAUGAUUGUGCGCGGCUCACGGCAGGGCUGUGGUUGGCUGUCUUACUCGCGAUGAACUCAUAAUAAACGAGUAAGCACUAGUCACGCUCAGUGGUUUCCGUUCUGACGACUUCGUGUCUAUUUUGUUGUGUUUAUCGCUUUUGAGAAAGUCCCGGGGUCAGCGGAUUCAACUUCGCACUUAAUAAAUCACACCGUCGACUGAACACUUCUGUGACAAACCUCCAUUGACUAAAGUGAAUGCCGUAGGACUUGUUUGGCGAUGGAUACUAUCUAAGGAAAACACUCUCGUCCCCAAUUCAAGAAUGUUUGUUCCAAAUGACAGACAAAAUUACGAUGACCCCGGUGAGAGGGCAAAAGAGUGAAGGGAGAAAGCUGUUGAGGGCAAAUAGGGGCACUGUGCCCUAGUUCGACUCGUAUCAACGAGACAAUCGACACUGUGAUUUGUGACAAACACACUAGUCUGGACAUGUGACAGUUGUUGGAGAACUGAAUGCCUUAAUAGUAACAUUAUUCGGAAAGGCUCCAUAAAUUGUUUAGAUGCUCAAGACAUUUUCUAGGAAGAAAAAAUGCCCAACCAAACAACGGAAUUUAGAAGACAACAACACUUAGAAGUAUGUGUUCUUAGUCGAUAUACGAGCAGAGCAGAAAAAACUAGCUUACAAUCUGCGGUGAUAUGGUUUCCAUCACACGAGGCAAAUAGGACAUUCCUCGUGCGGUCGCAGACUAGCUGCCCAGCUGGUGUUGCAGAUUAGGUGACCUAGAAAAUAGGCAGCCAUGUGUAAAGGCUAACACCAGUGUAAAAAUAUUUUCUGAUCAAACAGCUGAAUUCAUUAGGAGACAAUGAUUCCAGAAAUCGGAACAAAACAAACAAACAAACCAAAAAAUAAAUUAAAAAAAAAAAUAAUCGUUUACGAGACCUCAACCGUAAGCAUCGCCAUUCUCAGCGAGGUUUUGGAAAGAGGUCAAGAGGUCAUUUUCUACGACAUUAGCUGCAGCCUUCAUUGUCUCCAGCAGCCAGAAUUUAGGUCAAUAGCCACUUGCUUUUCGAAAAGAAACAUUCGCUAUACAUUUUUAUCAAAUGAAAAGCAUUUCACAUAUAGGCCUUACAUUUAUGUGAUCUAAGCUCUCUACCGUUGGUUGCACCCUUGACUGUGUAAACAGAUUUAACUUCAUCUUUGAUUGCACGUGCUUGACCUCUUUCUGUGGCUUCCUUCCGAGGGGCGUAUCGAAGGCUGUUAUUUAUUACAAGUUUGGGAAAUAUUAUUUUGUUUUGAUUUUGAUCUUGAUAUUUUAAAUAAGUGCACCACACUAGGCCCAUAAUUUCUGAAGUUCAUCUUUAAUUUCGACGACACCGGUUAUCAACCGCUACAUGUUAUGUGUGUCGGGAACCCGUUGUAGUCACAGUGUCACCCAGUUAGAACACAUUGCACGUGUGCCCCGCACUGCACGCUCUUUUUACCUCGUAGCCAGAGUGGAAAGAGAGGCUCCAGUCGAGUCUUUUUGGAAAUAACAGUACAAAAAGGAAGAGAGACUUGUGGAAGAAAGAAAGAAAAGACAGGGAAAGAAGGCAGGGCAAAAAGAGUUUUCAUAAUCAUGACUGGGGGCAUUCAACACCAAAUGUACAGCAAACAAAUACGCAAAUUAAAAAAAUUACAUAAUUAAAAUGGUAUAUACUACACAUAUACACAUAAAGCAAGAGUAAAAAUAACAUCAAACAGAUAUCGUUUAUGUAGUAUGAACUAAAAAUAGGCGUGUAUAAUUUCUAAAAAUGUCUGCUCUUCUGUUAAU
Pomacea canaliculata is the source of this 3896-nucleotide messenger RNA. RefSeq names its product A disintegrin and metalloproteinase with thrombospondin motifs adt-2-like. The annotation marks the transcript as partial. Lineage: Eukaryota; Metazoa; Mollusca; Gastropoda; Architaenioglossa; Ampullariidae. The record is from RefSeq and is a predicted model, not a curated record. The transcript is spliced from 6 exons.